Messenger RNA from Neoarius graeffei (lesser salmon catfish), 3667 nucleotides. Its product is annotated as zinc finger protein 585A-like. Gene Ontology annotation, cellular component: nucleus. Gene Ontology annotation, molecular function: histone methyltransferase activity; protein binding. Bases 236 to 3583 code for a protein of 1115 amino acids. NCBI's taxonomy places the organism in Eukaryota, Metazoa, Chordata, Actinopteri, Siluriformes, Ariidae. The transcript is spliced from 6 exons. The record is from RefSeq and is a predicted model, not a curated record.
AAAAACGCUGCUCGUCUGAGCUGCUUUAGCCCCUCGAGUUAUAAAAAUAAAAACACGUUAUUGUGUCUGGCUCUGAGGAUUUAAAACCCUUUAGCCCCUCGAGUUAUAAAAAUAAAAACACGUUAUUGUGUCUGGCUCUGAGGAUUUAAAACCCUUUAGCCCCUCGAGUUAUAAAAAUAAAAACACGUUAUUGUGUCUGGCUCUGAGGAUUUAAAAUCCCGAGCUGUGUGAGGACAUGAAAACAGAGACAUCCAUGGAUGGAGAGACCUCAGAAGCCUGUGUGAAGAAAGAGGAGACGCUGGAGCUGAACAUCUACAACUAUGGAGACGGUCUCGACAACCCACCUGAAGGUCUCUCUGUUAAAGUGGAAGAUCCUGACGAUAAAGACUAUCUCUACUGUGAAGUUUGCAAAUCCUUCUUCCUCAACAAAUGCGAGGUUCAUGGACCACCCCUCUUCAUCCCCGAUACUCCUGUUCCCAUGGGAGUCCCUGACCGAGCCAGACAAACACUUCCUCCUGGGCUAGAAAUCCAGAAGUCCAGUAUUCCUGAUGCAGGCCUGGGAGUGUUUAAUAAGGGGGAGACUGUUCCAGUAGGUGCACACUUCGGCCCCUGCCAGGGAGAGCUGGUGAACCGAGAGGAAGCCAAGAACAGUGGAGACUCCUCGGUUGUAUACAGGAGCAUGCAGUGUGAAGAAUACAUCGAUGCCAAAAGAGAGACGCAUGUGAAUUGGAUGAGGUAUGUGAAUUGUGCCUGUAAUGAAGAAGAACAGAAUCUUGUGGCAUUUGAGUAUCAAGGGGGAAUUCUGUAUCGUUGCUGUCGACCCAUUAACCCAGGACAGGAGCUCUUGGUGUGGUAUGAAGAGGAGUACACCAAAGAACUCCGUCCUGCACCUACAGGAACAACCAGACAGCAAGAAGUAAAGAACGCUCUGCUGCAAGUCUUUUCAUGCUCCACAUGCCCUCGUUACGAUGCAUCUCAAAUUUACCUCGACAAGCAUAUUCAGAGAUGCCACUAUGAAGAGUACGUGAGACUGCGAGAAUCAGGAGAGAUUAAAUAUAAGCUUCAGAUCCCCUCCAAAUGCUCCAGUCGUCAACCAACAUCAACUGAUAUUAUCCAUUCUGAUACUUCCCAUAAUGAUAUACAGAAGGAAAUUCACCACUGCUCAGAUUGUGGAAAGAGUUUUAGUUAUCAGAAUGCACUCAAGACACACCAGCGCAUUCACACAGGAGAGAAGCCGUAUCACUGCUCACAGUGUGGGAAAAGUUUUACUCGUCAGAGUCAUCUCCAACAACACCAGCGCAUUCACACAGGGGAAAAGCCGUAUCACUGCUCACAGUGUGGGAAAAGUUUUACUCGUCAGAGUGCUCUCCAACAACACCAGCACAUUCACACAGGAGAGAAGCCGUAUCACUGCUCACAGUGUGGGAAGAGUUUUACUUGUCAGAGUGCUCUCCAAAAACACCAGCGCAUUCACACAGGAGAGAAGCCGUAUCACUGCUCACAGUGUGGGAAGAGUUUUACUCGUCAGAGUAAUCUCCAAACACACCAGCGCAUUCACACAGGAGAGAAGCCGUAUCACUGCUCACAGUGUGGGAAGAGUUUUACUCAGCAGAGUAAUCUCCAAACACACCAGCGCAUUCACACAGGAGAGAAGCCGUAUCACUGCUCACAGUGUGGGAAGAGUUUUACUCAUCAGAGUGCUGUCCGACUACACCAGCGCAUUCACACAGGAGAGAAGCCGUUUCACUGCUCACAGUGUGGGAAGAGUUUUACUCAGCAGAGUGCUCUCCGACUACACCAGCGCAUUCACACAGGAGAGAAGCCGUUUCACUGCUCACAGUGUGGGAAGAGUUUUACUCAGCAGAGUGAUGUCCAAAAACACCAGCGCAUUCACACAGGAGAGAAGCCGCAUCACUGCUCACAGUGUGGGAAGAGUUUUACUCAUCAGAGUGCUCUCCAAACACACCAGCGCAUUCACACAGGAGAGAAGCCGUUUCACUGCUCACAGUGUGGGAAGAAUUUUACUCAGCAGAGUAAUCUCCAAACACACCAGCGCAUUCACACAGGAGAGAAGCCGUUUCACUGCUCACAGUGUGGGAAGAGUUUUACUCAGCAGAGUGAUGUCCAAAAACACCAGCGCAUUCACACAGGAGAGAAGCCGUAUCAAUGCUCACAGUGUGGGAAGAGUUUUACUCAGCAGAGUAAUCUCCAAACACACCAGCGCAUUCACACAGGAGAGAAGCCGUUUCACUGCUCACAGUGUGGGAAGAGUUUUACUCAGCAGAGUGAUGUCCAAAAACACCAGCGCAUUCACACAGGAGAGAAGCCGUUUCACUGCUCACAGUGUGGGAAGAGUUUUACUCGGCAGAGUAAUCUCCAAACACACCAGCGCAUUCACACAGGAGAGAAGCCGUUUCACUGCUCACGGUGUGGGAAGAGUUUUACUCAUCAGAGUCAUCUCCAAACACACCAGCGCAUUCACACAGGAGAGAAGCCGUUUCACUGCUCACAGUGUGGGAAGAGUUUUACUCGGCAGAGUAAUCUCCAAAAACACCAGCGCAUUCACACAGGAGAGAAGCCGUUUCACUGCUCACAGUGUGGGAAGAGUUUUACUCGGCAGAGUAAUCUCCAAACACACCAGCGCAUUCACACAGGAGAGAAGCCGUAUCACUGCUCACAGUGUGGGAAGAGUUUUACUCGGCAGAGUAAUCUCCAAACACACCAGCGCAUUCACACAGGAGAGAAGCCGUAUCACUGCUCACAGUGUGGGAAGAGUUUUACUCAUCAGAGUGCUGUCCGACUACACCAGCGCAUUCACACAGGAGAGAAGCCGUUUCACUGCUCACAGUGUGGGAAGAGUUUUACUCGUCAGAGUGAUCUCCAACAACACCAGCGCAUUCACACAGGAGAGAAACCGUAUCACUGCUCACAGUGUGGGAAGAGUUUUACUUGUCAGCGUGAUCUCCAAAAACACCAGCACAUUCACACAGGAGAGAAGCCGUUUCACUGCUCACAGUGUGGGAAGAGUUUUACUCAGCAGAGUAAUCUCCAAACACACCAGCGCAUUCACACAGGAGAGAAGCCGUUUCACUGCUCACAGUGUGGGAAGAGUUUUACUCAUCAGAGUCAUCUCCAAACACACCAGCGCAUUCACACAGGAGAGAAGCCAUAUGACUGCUCACAGUGUGGGAAGAGUUUUACUCAGCAGAGUAAUCUCCAAACACACCAGCGCAUUCACACAGGAGAGAAACCGUAUCACUGCUCACAGUGUGGGAAGAGUUUUACUCGUCAGAGUGAUCUCCAACAACACCAGCGCAUUCACACAGGAGAGAAACCGUAUCACUGCUCACAGUGUGGGAAGUUUUUUACUCAGCGGAGUAAUCUCCAACAACACCAGCGCAUUCACACAGGAGAGAAUCCGUAUCACUGCUCACAGUGUGGGAAGAGUUUUACUCAGCAGAGUGCUCUCCAACUACACCAGCGCAUUCACACAGGAGAGAAGCCGUAUCACUGCUCACAGUGUGGGAAGAGUUUUACUCAUCAGAGUCAUCUCCACCUACACCAGCGCAUUCACACAGAAUAGAAGCCGUAUCACUGCUCACAGUGUGGAAAGAUGUUUGCUUGUUUAGUUACAUUUAAGACCUUUAAGUGCACUAACUCAGGAGAC